AUGCGGUUUUCUGAAUCAGCUGCGCAGUUCAUUUCACUUAUUUCUAUCCUCCUUCUGGGAUCUUCUUUCGAAUAUGAAUCAGCAGAAGAAGAUAUUUGUAAUGAGCGAUCAUGUUAUCCAGCUACUGGCAAUCUUCUAAUUGGACGAAAGAAAAGUCUUACAGCAACAUCAACAUGUGGUUUACGUGGUCGCCAGCGUUACUGUAUCGUAUCACAUCUAGAAGAACAAACAAAAUGCUUUUAUUGUGAUAGCAGAACAGAGUGGAAACCUAACCGAGAACCAUACAAAUUAAGUCAUAGAAUUGAAAAUAUAGUUUCGGAAUCAUACGAAGAUCGCCAUAGAAACUGGUGGCAAUCAGAAAACGGAGUCCAAAAUGUGUCAAUACGUCUUGAUCUCGAAGCUGAAUUCCAUUUUACUCAUCUUAUAAUAACAUUUAAAUCAUUUCGUCCUGCUGCUAUGAUCAUUGAGCGUUCUGCUGAUUAUGCAAAAACUUGGACUCCUUAUCGAUAUUUUGCAUAUGACUGUCAAAGUACUUUUCCAAAUAUUCCAGAAGGGCCACCAAAAAAACAUAGUGAUGUUAUUUGCACAACAAGAUAUAGUGAUGUUGCUCCAUCGACAGGAGGCGAAUUGGUAUAUAAAGUAAUCGCACCUCAUAUUCCAACAGAAAAUCCAUAUGCUGAUGAGAUUGCUAACUUGCUGAAAGUCACAAAUAUUCGCAUUAAUUUUACUAAACUUCACACACUUGGAGAUGAUUUACUCGAUUACAGACCAGAAAUUGAUGAGAAAUACUAUUAUGCUGUUUAUGAGUUAGUUAUCCGUGGAUCUUGUUCAUGUUAUGGACAUGCUCAAAGAUGCAUACCAAUUGAUAGCUCUGCUAGAAUUUCAAUUCCUUAUCGAGCUGAUAUGGUUCAUGGAAGAUGUGAAUGUACUCAUAAUACAAAAGGAUUAAACUGUGAACAAUGCAUGGAUUUUUUCAAUGAUUUACCAUGGCGUCCAGCAAUUGGGGAUGACUCACAUGAAUGCAAACGAUGCGAAUGCAAUGGUCACGCAGCUAGAUGUCAUUUCGAUCGUGCUAUAUAUCAAGCUUCUGGUUUCAUAUCUGGUGGAGUCUGUGAUGAAUGUAUGCAUAAUACGCAAGGCAAAAAUUGCGAGCAGUGUAAACCAUAUUUUUAUCGCAAUCCAGAGCGGCCAAUUACCGAUCCAUAUGUUUGCUUACCUUGUAAAUGUGAUAGGGCUGGCUCUUUAAACGAUGGAAUUUGUGAGGGUGAAGAAGAUUUAGAACGUGGACUUGUUGCAGGCAAGUGCUAUUGCAAACCAAAUGUAGAAGGAUCUUGGUGUGAACGUUGUAAAAACGGAUUCUGGAAACUAACAGAAGAAGAUCCAAAUGGUUGUCGUCCGUGUAGUUGUAAUUUAUUUGGUUCUUUUAAUAAUGAAGGGUGCAAUAAGAAAACUGGCGAAUGUCUUUGCAAGCGACUAGUCACUGGGGAUGCUUGCGAUAUGUGCUUACCCGAACAUUAUGGUUUAGGCGAUGAUCCGAAUGGGUGUAAACCAUGUGAUUGUGAUUUAGGAGGUUCGGUUGAUAAUAACUGUGAUAUCAUCACUGGGCAGUGCACAUGUAAAGAAAACUUUGUUGGUCGUCGUUGUGAGGCUGCAGAAAGUGCUUAUUAUUGCCCAUCUAUUGAUCAUUUUACGUUUGAAGCAGAAAAAGCUGAAGUCGCUGGAGGAGAAAUCGAAUUCAGAGAGUUUGCAACAAACGGAAGACAUAAAACUUGGACAGGUGAUGGCUUUGUAAGAGCUAAUGAGCACACUCGUAUGGUAUUUAAAAUUGAAGGCAUUGCACAAAGCAUGCAUUACAGAAUUGUAAUCAGAUAUGAAUUGUUGCAAGAUAAUAUUGGUUGGGAAAAUAUACAGUUGACAGUUGUGCGACCAACAGAUUUAUUACCAGACAGAGUUUGCAAAAAUCUCUCACCUUCUGAUGACUUUUUAAUUGCAAGACUUUAUCCGAGUUUACAUUAUAUUGAGAUUAUGCCUGAUGUUUGUUUGCAAGCAGGAAUUCCGUAUGAAAUACACAUGCAAAUGGGAGAAAAACGAAGUGGAAUAAAUGAUAGAACAGCCACUGUUCUCAUCGACUCUAUUGUUCUUAUUCCAUCUACUGAAGAACUUUUCAUUUCACAAAGGAUUUCGACUGAUAAUCAACAUAAAAUGGAGUACGAUCGUUAUCAGUGCAGGGAACAGCAGUUAUCAUUAAUACCGAUGUUGGAUUUAUCAGAUGUAUGUGUUCGCUAUAUUUGUCCAAUCGCAGCUAUGCUUUUCAAUCGUAGCUUAGAUUGUGAAUGUGAUCCAACUGGUUCACUUUCUGGAAUAUGCUCUGGUAAAGGUGGGCAGUGUGAUUGCAAGCCCAAUGUUGUUGGACGAAGAUGCGAUAAAUGUGCAGUAGGAACAUAUGGUUUCGGUCCUUCUGGUUGUACACCAUGCGAAUGUGAUAGUGUUGGUGCACUUAAUAAUAUUUGUGAUCCACAAAGUGGUCAGUGUAACUGCAGAGAGAAUGGAAUUACAGGAAGGCAGUGUAGUCAGUGUCAGCCAGGAUUUUGGUCAUUUCCGGAUUGUCACUUAUGUCAGUGUAAUGAUCAUGCUUCUGUGUGUGACCAACAAAAUGGAGCUUGUAUUGAAUGCCGUGACCUUACUGAUGGUUAUUACUGUGACCGUUGCAAAGAUGGUUAUUAUGGUGAUCCUCGUCUUGGUAUCAAUUUACCUUGCAAACCAUGCCCUUGUCCUGGUAGCUUAGAUAGUGGCUUCCAGCAUGCAGAUACAUGUUAUCUUCGUACGAGUGAAUUUUCUGAGACACCAGAUGUAAUUUGCAAUUGCAGAGAAGGUUAUAUUGGUGAGCGGUGCUCUUCAUGUGCUUUGAAUUAUUGGGGUAACCCAAAUGAAUUAGGUGGGAGUUGUGAGCCUUGUGAUUGUAAUGGAAACAUCGAUGUAACUGUGGAAGGAAGUUGCGAUGCUGUAACUGGUGAUUGUAUUAAAUGCCUUCACAAUACGGAAGGUGUUCAAUGUGAAUACUGCAGUAGGGGUUAUUACGGAGAUGCCAAAAUACGAAGCUGUCAAAGAUGUGUUUGCAACGAGUUGGGAACAAAUAAAACAAUAGAAUUUUGCAACCAUAUUACUGGGCAGUGUCCUUGUUUGUCAAAUGUUGUAGGGAAGGAAUGUGAUGCAUGUGCUCCACACCAUUUUAAUUUAGCAAGUGGAAAAGGAUGCGAACCAUGUGGAUGUGACCCUACAGGUGUUAUUCUUGACAAUGAUGGAGCACCAGACUUGCAUUGUAAUGAGCUGGAUGGUCGGUGCUAUUGUAAGCCAGGCAGAGGAGGGCGCACAUGUUCUGAUUGUGAGAAUUAUCACUGGGGAGAUCCAGCAAGGGAUGAAUGCCGCAAAUGUGAAUGUAAUAUAAUUGGAUCAGCUACUCAACAAUGUGAUCGUAGCAAUGGCCAUUGUGUUUGUUUACCGGGAUCAGGAGGACCUUUAUGUAAUAUCUGUGCUCGUGGAUAUACUGGUCAAUGGCCUCAAUGUGAAGCUUGCGGAGAAUGCUUUCACAAUUGGGAUGAGAUCGUACAGAAUAUAAAAUCUCAAGUUAAUAAUUUAAUUGGAGCAACGAAAAACAUUGAAGAUACAGGCAUAGCUUCAGUUUAUGAUGAUCAGUUUGAAAAAAUGGAAAAAAUUUUGGCAAAUUUGAAAAUUCAGUUAGAAUCAGCAAAUAUAACGCGAAUUGAUAUCAAUAAACAGCAAAAUGAAAUUGGCAAACUUCGGCGAGACAUCACUUUGAAAAAGGAAUUUUUGAAUCGUGUUGGAGGACAUAUAACAGAAAUUUCAAGUGACGUUGAUCAGGCUGAUUUGGAAUUAAAAUCAUUACUCGGUGAAGUAGAAAAACUUGCGCUGAAAUCGCAAACGUUCAAAAAAAAUGCAACAUUAUUACGAGUAACUGAUGUACAGGGUGCGUAUAAUAUCACUCGUGAAUCGGCUGAGAAAUCUUCUGCUGCAAGACAACGCACCGAUGAAGCUAAUUUUAAAAUUACUGAUGCUGAAAGUUUCAGGCAAAGAGCAAUACAACUUUUAGAUAAUAAUCGUCUUGAUUUUGAAAAGCAAUUUGAUGAAAAUGAUGUGGCUUUAGUACAGAUAGAUAAGCAGUUGGCAAAAUUAGAAUCUAUCAUGCCAAAAUUAAACAAAGAUGUAUGUGGCGCAGAAUCGGUGGCUUUUUGUGAUGAAUUAUGUGGUGGACCAGGUGCUUGUGGCUAUUGUGGUGGACGAUCAUGUCUAUCAGGUUCAGUAAGCAAAGCUGAAAUAGCAAAAAAAUUUGCAGAUGAAGCAGAUCAAAAACUAGAGGAAAAGCAAAAAGAAGCAGAAAAGAUUCUUGGUCGAAUACAAGAAAUAUUACUGCAAAUUUCCCUUAUCAAAAGUGAAGCCAAAAGUGGACAUGAUGCAGCUGAAAUAGCAGCUUUACAGGUUCCUGUACAGGCAAAUCAAAUACGGACUACAAUGGAAGAAAUGCUUGUCAAAAUGAAUCAUUUUAUUGAUAAUAAUCAGCGCUAUAAUCCUGAACAAAUUCAAGCACUGGUUAAAGUAAUAACUGCUGCAACAAUAUCUCUUACUCCUGUUCAAAUUGAAAAACUGUCAAAACAGAUUCGGGAGAAAUUACAAAAUAUUAGUAAUACUGACAUGAUUUUAAACGAAACACAUAGUAGUAAAGCAAUCGCAGAAGCUUUACAAAAGUCUGCUGCAUUAGCUAACAUGCGUGCAACUAAAAUCAGAAAUACUACAACAGUAGUGCGUGAAGCUUUGAAAAAAGCUAGUUUAGCACAGAAUAUAGCCAGAGAUGCGAUGAAAAAGGCUACAGAACGGAUCAUGGGAGCUCGAAAUGAUUUAAAUGAUGCCACUAAUCAACUGGAAUUUGCGGAAAUAUCAGCAACAAAGACAAAUCAGUCACUGAUGAAAUUAGAUAAUGAUAUGAAAGAUAUUAACGUACAAUAUCUGUCAAUUUCUGAAGAUACAAAAUAUGCGUAUGAAGCUGCUAAUAAAGCUAUAAGACAAGUUGAAUAUGCUGAGGCAGCUAAGAAGAAGCUUAAAGUGUCUUUUGAACAAACCAAAGAACUCUUAUUAUCUCAAAAUAUUGAUAAUGAAUUACCUCAAGAAAGAGCUGAAGAAUUACGCAAACGGGCAACUCAACUACUACAUAAGACACAGCGACAUCGCAGUGAUAUUUUACAACUUUCGACAAAUAUAGAUGCGUUUGAUGUACGUUUAACGGAUUACGUUCUUGAAACGAGUGAAUUACAUUCAAGAAUUGAUACAGUUACAGCUCAAAUACACAAGCAAAUAGAUUACUACUCAGCAUGUGAUAUCUAA
Thelazia callipaeda (thelaziosis nematode) is the source of this 5394-nucleotide messenger RNA. The record is from the annotation of a GenBank genome assembly. Lineage: Eukaryota; Metazoa; Nematoda; Chromadorea; Rhabditida; Thelaziidae.